AAAAAAAAAAAAAAAAAACUAUAAAGUCUAUUAAGCCAUGGAUAGACAUUUUUCUUUUCCCUUUUUCUACUCUUCUUCUCCAGAUAUUAUAGAAUCUAAUCAACUCCCCCACCCCCCCUCCAGAAAAAAAACAAGUUUUUUUUUCUCCUCUAUUGAAUGAUGGAAGACGACGAUUAUAUGUUACAAUACGGUUCUAAUGAUAAUGUAUUUGAAAAGGGACCCUUUUCUGAUAUAUUGCAGCAAGAACAACAGUUUCAUCAAGUGUUGCCUUCUCCUACUUCUACUGGUCGAAACUUUAGUAACUUCCCUUCCCCUACUCUUUCUAAUGAUGACAACGAUCUUAGCUUCCUUCAAAACAUUUCUGCUGCUGGUGGUGGAUUUCAUAUACCCCAACAAGAUGGUUUCGAUCAAUUUGUUCAAUUUGAAGGCGAAGAAGACGAAGAAGAAGAAGAAGAUGAAGAAGAGGAGGAGGAAGAAGAAGAUGAGAAAGUCAAGUCAAAAAAAAAGGUCGAACCAAAAAAGAAUACUAAAUCAAAUCGCUCGCCACGUCAACUUGAAUGCUUUAAUUGUCAUGUUACAAAAACUCCUUUAUGGCGCCGAACUCCUGAUCGUGCUCAUUCAUUAUGUAAUGCAUGUGGUUUAUAUUACAAACAAUAUAACACACACCGUCCUCUUCAUAUUCGCCAAAAGCAUCAAACAAACCAAAAUAAACAAGCUGCCGUGGUAUCUCCCUCUCCUCCACCUCUCGCUUCACCCGUAGCGCAACAAGUCUCGCCUGAAAUUCAAGAAACUACUUUUGACCUUAAUUUCAAUCAAGAACAACAACAGCCACAACAACAGCAACAACAACAGCAACAACAACAGCCACAACAACAACAACAACAACAGCAGCAGCAACAACAGCAACAACAGCAACAACAGCAACAGCCACAACAGCAACAACAGCAUUGUCAGAAUUGUUUCCAAACGGAAACUCGUAUUUGGCACUUAAACGAUGCUGGACAAAACAUCUGCAAUGACUGUCACUUAUACGCCAACUUGCAGCAACUAGCUCAAUCACCCAAGGGUCAAAAAAGAAAAUCGUCAUUUGAACCAGUUGAUAAUGUGAAACGGUUAUAUUCCAAUCAACAAUUUCCUUCUAUUGUUAUGCCAAGCGAGACCUUGCCGACACCUAUUACAACUCCACCACACGAGGAGCAACAACAGCAGAAUAAUGAUGACACAAGAUUUAAAUCGCUAAUUGGUCGUAUGUCUCCACAACAAAUGGAAGGCUUUCUCAACAUGCUGGAAAGAAGAUGUGCUAUUCUUCGCUCAAUCAUUUACACUGAUAAUAACACUAUGAUUUCGUAAUCAUAACUCUCACCCCCACCCACCCAAAUUUAUACAUAUCGUACCUGUACAAAAUACCCCCCAACACAUUUUUUUUUUCUUUUUCUAUCUCUCUCGCUCUCCCCUCCCCUUUCAAUAUAUAUUAUUACAUGUUGACAUGCAAAAACAUAUAAAUAAAAAUAAAAAAAUAUGCUAUACUUUAUUUCCCCAAUCCUUUUUUUUUUUUGUUUAUAUAAAUAAAUAUUGUAUUCUAAAAUA
Mucor mucedo is the source of this 1587-nucleotide messenger RNA. RefSeq lists its product as uncharacterized. Gene Ontology annotation, biological process: regulation of DNA-templated transcription. The record is from RefSeq and is a predicted model, not a curated record. Bases 157 to 1350 code for a protein of 397 amino acids. The transcript has a single exon. NCBI's taxonomy places the organism in Eukaryota, Fungi, Mucoromycota, Mucoromycetes, Mucorales, Mucoraceae. Gene Ontology annotation, molecular function: sequence-specific DNA binding; zinc ion binding.